This is a messenger RNA of Engraulis encrasicolus (European anchovy), 3811 nucleotides long. RefSeq names its product centrosomal protein 120 (gene cep120). Bases 194 to 3253 code for a protein of 1019 amino acids. Lineage: Eukaryota; Metazoa; Chordata; Actinopteri; Clupeiformes; Engraulidae. Gene Ontology annotation, biological process: interkinetic nuclear migration; positive regulation of centriole elongation; centrosome cycle. The record is from RefSeq and is a predicted model, not a curated record. The transcript is spliced from 22 exons. Gene Ontology annotation, cellular component: centrosome; centriole.
CACAAGCGCCCUGAUUACUUCUCUUACUUUCCUCUCUUCUCUGAGUUUUGGGAUGUAGCGGUCGUGUGGUCACUGGCAAAUACCAUGCCACUUUAGAUCAAAUAGAUGUUCACAUGUUUAUUCUAAACAAUUUAAGUCGUGUCAUUGGCAGAGUGAGGUAUCGUAUUUUACAACCAUUGCUAGCGACCUAGCAAUGGCCUCCAAAUCCGAUCAUCUCCUCAUCGUUGUUUCCAUUCUCGAAGGUCGUCACUUUCCAAAGAUCCCUCGCCAGACCUUAACAGUGCAGGCAAAGUUUGAUGGAGAACAGCUGUUCACAGACCCUGUGGACCACCGGGAACAGCCACAGUUCUGCACUGAGUUGGCGUGGGAACUGGACCGCAGGACUCUGCACCAGCACAGACUUCAGCGGACUCCCAUCAAGCUGCAAUGUUUUGCUGUAGACUCCACUACGAGCCAAAGAGAGUGUGUCGGUUAUAUCAUUCUCGACCUACGAUCAAUAACGGAAGUAAAACAGCCCCCAAAGUGGUUCCCCUUGCUCAGCAGCAAGUACACCAAGCUGAAGCCAGAGCUACUGUUGGCCAUGGUGCUGGAGAACGACGAGAAGCAAAACCCUGAGGCACCAAAGCCAAGAGAAGCACCACCAAGACAAGGGAAAAAUUGUUCUCUGGUAGCGAUGGGGAAGCUGCAGCUGGUCCUGAAUGAAGAGGAGGGCUACCAUCAGCUCGGCAACGCUGACAGCUGCACAGACAUGUUUGUCCUAUCCGUCACAGUAGCCUGUGCAUCCAAAUUAGAGCAGCUAAUAGGGCAGACAACUCGGCUGUCCACGGAGGGCACAGACUUCUUCUUCUACUACACCCUGUUUGGAAACGACAUCACAAGCGAGCCUUUCCAGAACGUGGUGACGCCCAGUUUCGAGCCGGAGAGGGCCUCCGUACGCAUCCGCAGUAACGAGAAGGUCCUGCGCACCUACCUCAGUCAACAGCCCAAUCUAGAGAUUCACUUGUGCUGUGGGAGCCACUCUCUGGGCAGUGCUGAGGUGUCUCUCUCCACUCUAGGCCUGACCAGUACCCCUCUGAGUACCCAUCAAGCCACCGUGGAGGGGGCCUUCGUCCUCCACCCCCAAGGCCAGUCCAAGCCUAAUCCCCCCUCUGUACCCACUGAUCUGCAGCCCACCGUGGGGGUUUCGGUCACACUUAGGAAAGAGACAGCGCCGCCCCAGGAAGCUGGGAAUGCACAUCAGAUGGUCCAAGGGGCUGAGGCGACCGACGAGCGUCCUUUGUCACCUGUUCUACCACCAGCCAUGGCAGCUGGGCCCUCUGCUGGGCCCCUUGCUCCAGCUACGCUUGCUCCACGGUCGGGUUCACCCUCACCUUGCCCUCCUCCUGGCGGUGGCAGCCCUGGUCACAGGUUGGGUGGUGUGACCAAUGAAGCGGUCCAUACAGAGAGUGAUGCAGAGAGCCUGCGGGGGGAAGAGGAAGAGGAGGAAGAUGAGGAAGAGCAGCUGCCAAGGACAAACCUGCUGCCUGAGGCGUGCCCCUCCACUUCAGUUGCUCCUCCCGCACAGAGUAAUGCAGAUGGAGACCCCCAGGGCUCCGUGUCUGUGUCUGCUCCAAAGGUGGCCAUUCCCCCCUCAGCGCACCACUACUGCUUCUCCAUGGACCUGCGCAGUGUUCGCGACCUCAACACAGGCUUCCCAGUCAACUGCACCCUGAGAUAUGCGUACCAGUUUUUUGGCAGUGCCGCCCCCAUCAUGACCAGUCCCCCGGUGGAGGUGAAGAGGGGGACGGAGGUGUUCCUGCCCCAGUCCUACUGUGCCUUUGACUUUGCAGCACUGCCACAGCAACUCCAGGACACUUUCCUCAGGGUGCCCCUGGUGGUGGAGAUGUGGCACAGGGACGUGAGCUCCAGGGACGUGCUGCUGGGCACCGCCAGCAUCCAGCUGUCCCACCUGCUCACCGCCGAGAGGAGGCGCUUCAUGGGGCCCGCUGGACAGCAGCACUGGAGGCAGAGCCACACACAGAGACUUGCUGUGCUUAAAACACAUGGAUCCAGUGAGAAGGUGGCCGAGCUGAGUUACGUCACCACCUUGGAGGACCUCGGUCUUGUCAGAGACAAAGACAUCCUCGUCUCUGAUUCUUCACUGAGUGGAAAUCCAGUCCAGCCGAUUAGCGGUGGUGCGGUGGCGCCCCCUGCUGCCUCUCAUGGCGGUUUGACUGAGCCACGGGAGACCCCUGAGUACAGAGCUGCGCUGGAGCUGGAGAUGUGGAAGGAGAUGCAGGAGGACCUGUUCGAUGACCAGCUGAAGAGGAGGGAGCUGAGCCACAUGCAGGCGCUGGCUGAGGAGUGGAGGAAGAGGGAUCGGGAGAGAGAAGCGCUGGUCAAGAAAAAGGAGCAAGAGUACAACCUUUUAGAGGAGCAGUUACAGAAGACGCUGGCUGAGCUGGAGAAGAGAGAAAAGAACUUGGCCCAUGCUGAGCUAGAGACACAGCGGCUGCAGCGUGAGCUUCGUGCGGAGCACGAGUUCUCGGUGCGCGAGGUGCAGAACAGCGGGCGACGACUGCGCGAAGACUGCGAACACCAGGUGGAGCUAGAGAGGGCCAAGAUCCGACAGCUGGAGGAGGAGAACGCACGGCUACAGCAGCAGCUACUGGACGCAGACAGCAAACACAAACUCCUGCAGAAGGACUUCCAGCUGUUUCGGGAGCAGCAGAACACUCGACCUGAAGUUCGCCUCCAGUCCGAGGUCAACCUGCUGCGCUUGGAGAAGGUGGAGUUGGAGCGAAAGCUUGAAACCACCACCAAGUCCAAACUGCACUACAAGCAGCAGUGGGGUAGGGCGCUGAAGGAACUGGCGAGGUUUAAGCAGAGGGAGCAGGAGAACGCCAUGUCUCGUCUGAAGAAGCAGCAGCAGGAGCUGGAACAGAUGCGUCUGCGCUACCUGGCAGCGGAGGAGAAGGAGGCCGUCAAGACGGACAAGAACGAGCUGGAGGACAUCAGGAAUGAACUCAACAAACUGAAACAGCAGGAGGCCAAGCAGCCAUGGCGAGGUGGCGAGGCCCCCGUGAGCGUGUUGUUGGUGGGAGCAGGUGGCGAGAGCGUUGACGACCACCUGAGCCGGCUGCUGGAGGAGCGCGACACGCUGCUGCGCACGGGCGUCUACACACACGAGGACCGCAUCAUCAGUGAACUCAGCCGGCAGAUCCAGGACGCCAUGAGCCAGAGACCGCCGUCUCACACGUCCGCCGCACACUGAGGGGAACUGUCCAGUGGGUCAUUUUUCAGUUGGCCAAACGUUUUCCAAACGUUAUCCUGCGAGUUCACAAAGUUGAUCUCUUUUCAUGAAUAUGUGUAAGUUAAUAAACUAAUAUUUAUUGGUCUAACCAGUGUUUUUUCAAUGACUGGUAAUUCAAAUGAUGGAUUUACAUUUAGAUGAUCCACCUCUUCAUGUAUGAAAGGUACACAUUUCCAAGCCAUAAUGAAUACUUGAUAGUAGUAUAUAUUCAUGAAAAAAGAUGACAUUUGUGAAUGGGCAUCAUAAAUUGUGGAAAUAAAUUGCUAACAAAAAAGAUACACGCUGGACCUUUCAGUAGAGUGGUCUACUACACGCACGCACUGUUCAGUUUAAGACCAGAGAAAGCGUGACCCAUGACUGUUCCACACCACAGAUGCGCCUCCUUUUUUUACCGGCAAGGCUUACAUGUCUUGCACACUGACCUGAGCACCCCACCUACCUGUACUGCAGUAGCUGCCUUUCCCUCAGAGACUAUGAUCGUGGUUAGUGAGAAGGUGCUACUGGGUCAAAGACGUUCAA